CAACAUCAUGGGGCGGAUCUUCGGGCUACCUUUGCAGGCCGCGGGAGCGUACUCAGCUAUCAGGAACGGUAUUGAGGUCGUAGCCGAGAGCGACUUGGGCUUGAGGGCGGACGGCAGAAUGUACCUGAAGAAUGUCAAUCUGAAAUUAUUCAAAACUAAAUCACAUCAUCUGCAGCUCGAAAACCCCUCCGGCAGCAAUACUGUUCUCAGUGACGUCAUGCAGAACUUCCUGAACGAAGUCUUUGACAUGAUACUGAGAGCCCAGCAUCCUGACCUGCAGAAGAUGUAUGGGGACUUCAUGGCGAAAGUCAUCAAGCCUGCAGUUGAUUCCCUGCCACUAGAUGUCGUCUCGUAUAUACCUAAUGCUAAUUCAUUAGAUAAACAUAGGCGCAAGACAAAUGAAAGACUGAUAGGUGAGGCUCAAGCGACCGUAUUUCAGCGAUCGAAUUUCGUCUACGGGUUAUAUCCCAUAACAUUAAUGUUAAUGUAAAACGAUUACGCAAAGAAAUGAUGAGCAUGUCAUCACUCACAUUGAUUAUUUAAAUUAUUUUUCAAUUAGUUAUCCAGUCCAGCAAGAUAUAGAGGUCCUAUUAAAUGCGGUAGUUGCCCUAGCAAAGAAUAUCGUAUGAUUCCACUUAGGAAAAUGAGUAAGUCUUUGUCCAGAUAAAGAUGCACUUAUUGCGAGUGUGCGCCAUCCUGACAAACUCUGGUGUGGCAGAGGAGCGUAUCAGAGCUACGUUCGCUCUUUGCUCGUGUGUGUGUGUAUGUGUAAAAUGAAUUAAAUGAAAUGUGUAAUUUUUCCAGAUAAUUAUCACUGGACGCUAUGACUCACUCAUGUUUCUUGGUGUACCACGGAAUGUCCUGUAUGAUUUAGUUUCUAAAUUUAAAUUAGAUGCUAUAUAUGCUACUACUAAAUACUGUGAGUAAACGAACAGUUCCAUGUUCGAUAACGUCCGUUAGUAGUGCGUUAUUACCAUUCUAAUAUAGCUUUAUAAAUUUCUAUGUUUAA
Molecule: messenger RNA, 1009 nt
Organism: Hyalella azteca
Lineage: Eukaryota; Metazoa; Arthropoda; Malacostraca; Amphipoda; Hyalellidae
Exons: 3
Coding region: 8-490 (160 amino acids)
Source: RefSeq, a predicted model, not a curated record